Messenger RNA from Acanthaster planci (crown-of-thorns starfish), 5387 nucleotides. RefSeq lists its product as uncharacterized. Lineage: Eukaryota; Metazoa; Echinodermata; Asteroidea; Valvatida; Acanthasteridae. The record is from RefSeq and is a predicted model, not a curated record.
CAUUGUCAAUCCAGUACUCAUCAUUUGUCCAUUUUAUUUUUAACUGCACGCGAAAUAAAAUUUGAAGUAAUGUUCAGUUUAUGUCAUUUUCCUUUUAUUUUACCCAUUUGCUAUUCUUUAUGCGCUGCAUGUUUAAUUGAGCCCCUUUGCUCUGAAACUUUCGCAAGGUUUUCCUGUCAAAUUUUCCAAAUAAUUGAAAUUGUUCAUUUAAAAAAUUUGAAUGAGCAUCUGUAAUUGUGCCUCUUGCAAAGACCUACAAAUAAUGAAUUGAUGAGGUGGGGUUAUUUGAGAUGUAGUUUAGCUGAGCCUCCACUACAUGUUACAUUUUAAACAUUGACUUCAACAUUUCUGUCGUAAGUCAUGGAAAUAGUCCACUCCUAGAGGCCCCGUAUAUUGAAAUAUACCAACAGGUUUAAUAUGUUAUGCAUACAAACAUAAUAGAAUCGUAUGUAUAAAAUUAUCAGAAGGUAGGUAAUCUCAAUGUCCAGUCAACGCAAGCAUAAUGCCAAUCAAGCAAGGUAAAAGGAACUGUUUUUUCAGCGUGCACGUACAGUAUGACAGGGAAUUCAGGACAAGAUCACGGGGCGAGACUAGGCACAACUCGAGUUCAAUUAUACUGAAAAGAUUGUGCAGUAAAAGAAAUCAAUGGUAAAGAUUAUUUUGAUUUAAAAAAUGACCCCGGAAAGUAAAAAUAUAAACAAAGAAACAAAUGAAAAACAGCAACUAACAAAAUGUAAAAUGUGUAGGCCUAUUAAAAAGAGGAAAAACAAACCGAUACGAAUAGGUGCGUCAACUGACGCAAUGAUAACUACGGGAAUGUAAGUUGAAGAGAAUGCUCAAGUGAAGAUUUAAAAGGUACACAAGUAUCAAGAUGACACUUCAAACGUGACGUGGAAUGGCGUAAUAGUGUGCCAAAUUAAAGUGUUCAGUAUGAUUCAAUUAAAUUUCAUCGACAUGCAUUAAUAUGCUGCCUAAGUUUAUAAUGUACUCAAAACUUUAUGAUCCCAGGUCCACGUCUGUUUGCCCAUGGAGGUGGUUUGUCCAGUCCCGCCAAGAAAAUAAUUAAUUUAUGGAUUGUAAUACUGCUUUUGGCCCCCUAAUCAGCUGUAAAAAGUCUGUUAUAUCCGUUUUUUCCAGUUUUGUUUUGUCCUGGUGCGGCAGUGUAUGUGGAGAAGGGAGGGAUCUCAUUCAGUAAAUGCUUCGUCCGCAUAACUCGCACAACGUGUAAUACAACGUGUAAUACACCGAACAAGUCUUGCAGCGAUCUGCUGUGCAUGACGAUUUGGCGAGGUGAAAGGGGAAUGAUUGGUGUGUGUGGUGCAGACGUCAUUGGUUGUGUACAGAUACAUGAACACUGCACUGUGUAGUUCCGUGUGUGCCGCAUGUGCAUUCAUGUAUGCACCAAGUUGUUCCAGGCAUGCAAUCAGCAUGAACGUGUUAAAGCUCAGCUCCACUUGAUAUCUUUGAUUGUAGUUUCCAUUCGCCAUUGUGCUGUUCAUUCGAGGUAUGGCUGCCUCGUACAAGGACCCGUUAAUGGCCGCCCUCAAAGUAGUGUGGAGGCGAAUCAUCAGGCAGCCACUGAAGAUGGUGGGCCUCCUCACCAUUUCUAUCGGCUGCCUGCAUGUCUGUCUCCGCUAUAGUGAGUGGGGACGGAAGCACAGCGCUCUCGGCCGGGGAAUUCACGGCCUGACUGGUGCUGUUGGCAGCAGCAAGAUACCGUCGGACGCUGAACUGGAAAGUGGACAGCAACUUCCAGCAUAUCGGGAGUGUUCGAAUUCAAAUAGGUCCUCUUUGAAGCCGAGAUGCAUCGCCCGCAAUUUGAGCAUCCGGGGGAACGCAAGUAACAAAGAAAGUGUUCAGGGCGAGGAAUUUGGAGAUACGUCGACAAAAAGCAAACAUUAUGCUCCCUUCCCAUGGCCCAGGAGAGAGAAACUCAUGCCAAACUACCUUCUGAAUUUAAACGGUGCCGAGGAGGUUAAAAGUACUUCGUUAAAUAACGAUGUGCUGAUAUUUUUGCACCACAACAAAGCCGCGGGCACUACUGCCAAGGAGUGCUUACGACAAGUCGUUAAGGCCACUGAUCGAGAACUGGGCCACGUCCUUAGCAGUGAGGGCCGCCUGGGCCUGCUUUCCAAUCUCAGGAAACUGCACCGUAGAGGCAAGCGGCGUCCCGACACCUACUUCGGUGGGUACGCGUUCGGCGCAUGCGACGAGCUGCAGCAGCCUUGCUCCUACUUCACAGUCCUACGGGACCCUUACACCCGGACGUUGUCGUCCCACUCGUACUGCAAGAAGGCGAGGACGGAUCAGCUCUGCACGGCCCUGCAUGCCGAAAAGACAACGCUUCGCGAAUGGGCGCUGCACCAGGGCAGCUUUUUCUUUCGGCAGCUGGUCUUCCAUCCCGAGUUUUGCAGCGACAAAACCAAGUGGAUUCCGUUUGUUGACUUGAAGGGAGAGCCGCACGAAUUUGAGGGCUCGAAAUCUUUGGAGGACGCCACCUGUUGGUUCCGCCAGAAACUCAUUAUGUCUCUGACGCUGAACCGUACAGAGCAUGAUGCCCUGCUUCAGUACUGUCUCGACAAUCUUGAACAUUGGUUUAAGGUUAUUAUGUUGGUCGAUGAGUUUGACCUCUCAUUGGCCAUGAUGGAGCUUGCAUACAAACUACCUUUUCAUGAAUUAUGCAGUGGUAGCCAUGUUAACAUUGGAUCAUACGAAAAGCAUGGGAAUUCAACAAAUAUAAAGCUAAAAUCUAACAUAACCAGUCCCAAUUCCUCUCUCCUCAAUGAUUCCAUUGCGAAUCAAAUACGAGAUCUCAAGGCAGAUCCAACAGUUCAAGAUGUCCUCAGGGCAGACAUGAUGAUCUAUCAAAAAGGUUUGGAGAUUUUUGAAAAACAGAAAGACAUAUUCUUGAAAAUUAAUCAUGGAGAAAAAGUGAACGCGGAUUAUUUUUAAUGCUGGUAUGAGUCGAUCAGCGGGUUGUCAACUUUCUUCGUUAAAAUACAACGUUACUCUGGUUUGUUCCUUGCCACCUUGCCAACUUUUUUUAUUGUAGUUAAAAUACCAAGGGCCAUUUUAUCUCACCAUAGAGGAAGGACACAGAAGGAGUUGCAACUCUGGCACUUCAAUGUGUUCAAUGAUGCAUGUCGUCUAGUCAGACGAAUAAUAGAAAAUAUUCCAAGCAUGCCUAAUUACUGCCCACAUUCUUUGCCGGACAAGCGGGGCCAGCAAUGUUUUGUUUGCAAUUAAAUACAAACUUUUGCUGUGUCCAGGAAAUAAAGAAAAAUACCUGAUAUUAGACCUACGUUUGUACGGAAGCGUAUAAGGGCCACUUGCAAAAAAAAGUUUUUCGAGACACUAUCUCUUGCCGCGGCUAGACAGGCGAGUUGCAAGUGGCCCUCAUACGCUUCCGUACUUUUGCCAUCGUGAAUAAACGUUUUUAAUUUUGAUACACUGUUCCAUUAUCCAUGCAAAGUUUGUAAGUUAAUUCACCUCCCUUGGAGAAGACUGGCAAACCAAAUGUUGACUACUACUGGAAAGCUAAGUUCGUAAGGAACAAAAUGUGCCAUCUCGUAAAAUACGUUUUUGUACAUAAUUAUGUAAUAAUGAAUAUGAUUUAAACAAAACACAAAAUCUUGUGAACAACGGGCAAUUUAUUCCAAAAACAACUCCAGAAGAAAGCGUUCAUUAAGAGCAGUGACUUCACAUGCACAUUUAGGGCACACCGCGUAAUGCAAUCAACUGCGCUAACAUUAAAUCCGAAGUUGUUAUGGGAUCAUAUCAAGCACCAACUAAGCAUGAAUAUUCAAUUUCCUAUACCAGCAGAUUACCAGCGAAAAAUUGCGGCGGCGAUCAUAGGGUACGAAGGGGUUUUGUGGUUGUGAAAAAGAUGACGCAUAGCAAGCGCUCGCUGCGCUCUGGCUAUGGACAUACCGGGCAUGCCAGAAAGCGGUAAUUAGCCAGAUGAUACUAUACCCAGGUCAGUUCAAACUCCUGUCAUUUUCCUCUAUGAUUUCACCAACCACCGAAUGUCAUGGUUAAAGCAGCCCCCAACUCCAUUCUGAUAACAGGGCAAUCGUGGGACCUUACCUCUGUCGAUUGCUAACCUUGUGUUUGGGUGUGUACCCUGUACUGUAUUUCAAGUCUUUGCGUAUGCAACUGCACAUCUCAGUUAAGUUCACUUCAAGUUGCUCCCUUGAUGAAGUCUCUGAAUCUACUGCCUCGAUGUUUGAGGGUGAUUCAAUCGAGUUUUCUAUAGGAGUCUACAAUCCAGACACAAACUGUUAAGUACCGUCUUUGUCGUUUUUAUCUCCAAGUGCUCGCUUUCUAGUUUUUUUUUUUGGGGGGGGUGGAUUUGUUUUGUUUCAUUGCCUCUUCGUCCUGAUUAUUGGUCAGUGCAGUCGACCAACUUAGAACUGGACAUGUUUCCUUCAUUGUGAAUGCUGUGUGCAGUGUUACGCUAUUUUGCUCAGCGUAUCUUUUGUUAACGUACAGUCAGUGGUUUUACUGUGUCAAAAUCGUGUUUAACGACCUUUUACCGUUGAACAAAGUGAUCCGUUAAGUUUAAGUAACCUGUCAUUGCUGCAUCUUGCCAGAGCUGAUCGAAAUGAGUUCACACUUACUGAGCAUUUUUUACUUAAUUGUUAAUGUCUUAUGUGUCAUGUCAAAUUUUGCGUCGUUUUUAUUAUGAUUUCAAAGCGAUUUCAGCUUUAAAAAGGCCCACAUGUAAAGUCAAUGCCACGGAAACAAAAGUUUGCAUUUCACUGUUACUAAUUAUUUAUUUUCCCCACUUGUGCUCGAAAAUUAAUUAGCCAUCUUUUCAAAUGAACAAACAUCCUAUCUAAUUUCAUUUUACGGAACGUUGGCCGAUUAAACUUCUUUUGAAUUAAAUCACUAUAUUUGAUUGAAUUUUAAACAACAACACUAUAUUUGAUUGAAUUUUAAACAACAACGAUUUUUAAAAAAAAAUCACCGAUUUGAUCAACAUUUUUGAAAGGGCAAAAGAAUUUUCAACUGAUUUGAAGUUUUCCCAGUACUUACAGUAUUGAUGAGAAGUAUGGAUACAUGUUGUUACAGAUAGUCUUGGUUGGCUGAAAUUUUGUGUUCAAUUAAGGCACUUGCUUUUGCAUUCAGUGAAUGAAUUACUGUCGAACCUCAUUAAUAAAAUAUCCUUCGGACUUGGCAAAUCACUUUGUUACAACAGGAACCUUGUAUAAUGAUAACAAUUAAAAACAAAGGAUUGGGAUCUAAAUUUAACUUAUGAGCAGAAUCUUGUAGUAUAACGGUGCGCUUAUUAACGAGGUUUGACUGUAAAUGAUUUAUCCUGAAUUAAUGUAACUUGAUUUAAAGUGACCACCUCUGAAUUAAACAUGGUUUUAAGUAUGGGUGUA